AUGAAACGAAAGGCCGAGAAACAACAGGCUGCUGUCCCCGUGAGUGCCUUUGCGGCGCGCAAAGCUCGGCAGCAACAAGCACAAAUUGCGACGACACCGAAGAAUGAGCCGGCCGCUCAGCCGGCUGUCGAGCCUCCUUCUAAGCGACUUCGACGAUCCCUAGAGGCCGACGAGUCCACCGAAAUGAAUAUCCCAGAAACUCGAGGUCCGCGAACACGGUCGUCCACGAAGCAAGAUGCGUUAUUGCCUACGGAGAAAGUGAAAAGCCGGAAAGGAAAGGCUACAGGGAAGGAGCAAGAAGAGUCUCAGGCUCAGGUCCAAGAAACGCGGGAUGAUUCUGAAGAAGAAGAAGAAUCCGAAGACAAUGCAGCCGAGGGAGUGGAUGAAAUGACCGAAGAUGAAAUCGCGUCCGUUGCUGGUGACGCAGACGGCUAUGAGUCCCCGGCGGAGACGCCUGCAGAGCUUCAAAAUUUCCCUUUAUCGAAAUCUCGGAUCAACAAGAAGGACAUAGUCUAUGCGGAUGCUGAUACUCUCUGUGUCCGCAUCAAAGAAAAGAUGAAUCUGGUGCUGUUGGGCCAAUACGAUCUUUGGGUCAAGCGGGGAGUCGUCAGUGUUAUGGGCGCCAAGUUGCACCCUUCAUCGCGAGUGUAUAGAGUGUACGCUCCCUCGACACAUUCCUUGCCCGUCAUCAAGUGCGUGGCUGGGGUAAAUGGGGAAGCUGAGGUGGAAAUCAAGUCUUGUAAUAGCGGUCUCUCUCGUCUUCGGGACGUUUCCCCUCUGUAUCAAAGAAUUUGGAACGGUCAAAAUACCGCUGCGGACAAAGUCACAUUGAAGGGGGCUUCCAAAGAUUCGCGGCGAACCUUCUCGGUGCUUUACACAUCCGCAGAUGACUCUUUGAAAAGACAUUUGCGUCCUCUCCAUCUCGACAAAAAAUGGAGCGCAUCGAUGAAAGCGCUUUCUUCGCGGCAAGGCAAACUCCGAGUUCUGGUCUGCGGUCCCAAAGCAUCUGGAAAGUCUACUUUCAGUCGCUACUUGUUGAAUCAUUUGCUCAGCUCGGACCCUGGCUUUGAAGAUGGAUACAUCAAUACCGAUGGUGUUGCUUUCCUGGAUCUCGACCCAGGACAACCUGAAUUCACGCCCAUGGGCCAGGUCUCUCUCGCCUAUCUGCGGGCCCCUUUCUUUGGGCCGCCGUUCACUCACCCAUCAGUGGAUAAACCGCGUGAUGGACACAUAGUACGAGCUCAUCACAUCGGGUCAACGUCGCCAAAGGAAGAUCCCGAUCACUAUGCGCUGGCUACGAUGGAUUUACUGAGCCAGUACCGCUCGCUGUUGGCACGGUACCCCCAAUGCCCGUUGGUUGUCAACUACCCUGGAUGGAUCUUUGGGCAGGGUCUGGAGGUCGCUACCUGGUUGAUCCAGUGCUUGGGACUAUCAGAUGUGGUGUACAUGAGCGAGAAGGGACCUUCGGAGGUUGUGGACCCCUUGAGCUCUGCUGCCAAGCAAGCUCAUGUCCCUAUGACAAUUCUGCCAUCUCAACCUACGGAUUUCGUCAGCCGAUCCAGCGCUCAGUUGCGUUCCAUGCAAAUACAGUCCUACUUCCACCUGUCUCACCCCCUCGACCUCGGCAAUCCUCUUUGGCAAGGGGAACCACUUUCUCGCACGAGGCCGCUCGCUGUGGACUAUUCCGGCUCGAAACAAGGUAUUCUGGGCAUAAUGGUUAUGGGGUCCCAAAUCAGCCCCGACUUGUUGCGCGAAGUACUUGAGGGGGCCAUUGUAGGUGUGACAGCGGUGGAAUCCCCGAACGCCAUUAUGGGUGCAUCUUCUGCUCAAGGGCCCUCAGAUGAAGGCGAGGGAAACGAUUUUGAUGCAGAGGAUGUCGAUAUGGAUACCGAUGGUCAAGCCACAAACGGUACUUCUGCUUCGCUCACAGACAACGGUGUCGUCAGGACGAAAGAGGGCCUUCCUUACCUCUUCGUUGGUUCUGGGAGCUGCACUCCCCUGGAUCCAAAGGCAUCUAAUUGUCUUGGCCUGGCUUUAAUUCGCUCGGUCAAUGUAGCUUCGCAGAAGCUUGAGCUGUUCACGCCAAUCCCGUCUACCCGUCUGCAGGAUGCUAUCGAACAAGGUCACCAGCUUGUGCUUGUUCGUGGCCAGCUAGAUCACCCCAAUUGGGCUAUUAGCGAAGAAUAUCACGCCGCGAGGGCAGCAGAGCGACACUAUCAGGAGUCGAUUGCUGAGGUGAAGCAACGCGGCGACUCGAAGAAGAUCGAUCAAACUAAGCACAACCAAACGCUUGCCAUGCUUCGCGAGAGGAUCCGCCGUGCAAGCAAUGUCCCUUACAUGACGGUUGUGGAGGACAACAGCCGACGACAGCGCGAAGCUGCUGCACGACGUGAAAAGUCGUUGUGGAAGCUGAGAAAGAAGGCCUAUCCUGCCAGUGAAAGCGAGACUGACUGGUAG
Messenger RNA from Penicillium cinerascens, 2457 nucleotides. RefSeq lists its product as uncharacterized. Gene Ontology annotation, molecular function: polynucleotide 5'-hydroxyl-kinase activity. Gene Ontology annotation, cellular component: nucleus. Gene Ontology annotation, biological process: cleavage in ITS2 between 5.8S rRNA and LSU-rRNA of tricistronic rRNA transcript (SSU-rRNA, 5.8S rRNA, LSU-rRNA). The transcript has 4 exons. NCBI's taxonomy places the organism in Eukaryota, Fungi, Ascomycota, Eurotiomycetes, Eurotiales, Aspergillaceae. The coding region runs from base 1 to 2457 and encodes 818 amino acids. The record is from RefSeq and is a predicted model, not a curated record.